Molecule: messenger RNA, 751 nt
Organism: Meloidogyne enterolobii
Lineage: Eukaryota; Metazoa; Nematoda; Chromadorea; Rhabditida; Meloidogynidae
Source: the annotation of a GenBank genome assembly
UACUAGCUAUAUCUUAGCAAAAUUUCAGGAAAUUUGGUCAUCUUUCCUUCGAGAUAUAAAGCGCGGCGCCUUUGCACUUCCGCGCCGAAACAUCUCUUUCUUCCUCGUUUUAUUGUUCUCCCUCUUAAGAAAAUAAUUUUUUACAUCUUUUCCAUUUCCGUUGAUCCCCUAGGGAUUUUUGGGGCAUUUUUACUUUCCGUCCCAUUUUUCUUUUGUUUUUUCCUCAACUCAGUUUUAAAAAAGGCUUAAAGAAAAUGCCAAUAAAAUAUAACAAUUCCCUUCUUUUAAUGUAUAUCCAUCAAAAAAUAAUUUUUUAAAGGGGAAGUUUGUAUUUUUUUUACUUUUUUUCUUAAGAAUGUUCCCAAAAUAAUUUUUAAAAAAUUUUAAAAAAUUAAAUUUUUUUAAGAUACUUUUCGGUAGUCUCCGCACAUUUUACUUUUCUCCUCCUCCAUUUCUCCUUUUUCCUAAAAUGUACAGAAUGGUCAAAGUUAAGUCACUAUCAACUGCAAUCCAAACAGAAGCUGCUCUAUCUAGGGGUCUACUCACUCUGGGUCUCAAGUACAUCCCAAGCUAUAACUUCGCUCAAAAUUCUCAAAUCCGUGAUGUCAUAGUAUGGUUCGAUUCAGGUCCUCGAGGUGUAUCAAUCAAACUAGGAGGUCCCGGACUCGACCAUUUUGAAACAGGUUGUAGCUCUGCAGUAUAUUGGCCUGUUCCCAGGUCUACUUACCAGAGUUAUGGUACCAUAACAUAG